GCAUUCUCUUCCUCUUCGUCCCUCUUCCUCUUCCAUUAGCGGGACCAGCGCCAGGAGAAAGCGCAGAAGGAACCCAGCUAUUCUAGGCACCGCAGGGUCCUGCGCACCCCAGGUACUCGGACUUCCAGAGCUCACCCCUAAAACGGCUACAGGCUCAUCAAGGGGGUUUAGAUGCUCGGGGGUUGUUCAUUCCUGUUCUUUAAACGUCCCCAUCUAACUUAGAGGAGGAUCUGUUUUGUGUAACGCUUGUUGUCUGUGGUCAUCCCUUUGCUUUUAUACCACUGUCUGCUAUCACACACUUACAAACAAACACGCACGUACACCGUCCCUGACAUUAUUAAAAGGAAGUUUUGGCGUCUCUGACUCAACAGUUUGGAAAAAUUUAUGUUGUCUUCCAGAGCACACCAGUAACCUUGUUUUAAAAAUUAAAUAUCCUUGGAGUGGGCAGAUCUUUAGAGGGACGGGAGAAAGAGCUACGAGCAUGUUCACAAUUAAAUGUGAGCAAAUUAAAACAUAGAGAACACUUCAUAGAACUUCAGGAAAACAAAACCAUUUAAAACAAACAAAAACAGACCACCAGUAACUGGUAACAUUCCUACCUUACUUCAGGGUUAUUGGGACAAUGAGUGUGAUAGCCGCACAUCCAGCAUAGGUCCCAGCAGUGACAUUAGCUACUUCUCUCCAGAGAAGGUGACCAUGCGUCACCCAAGGUCUUGUGAAGGAAAAUGCCUAUAGUAUAUUAAGAUGCUGUUUUAAUGCAAGAAAAAGGAAGAAUAUUAUUUAAUUUGCUCUGAAAUGUUUUCUAUUUUUCUCCCCUUUUUCAUAUGAUAGAUAAAUGGCAAGCAAAAAGCGAGGAGAAGCCCAGUUGCAGAUGGUCAUCAAUAAUCAAAGCCUGUGGGAUGAGAUGUUGCUGAACAAAGGCUUAACAGUGAUCGACGUUUACCAAGCCUGGUGCGGACCUUGCAAAGCAAUGCAAACUUUAUUCAGAAAACUGAAAAAUGAGCUGAAUGAAGAUGAAAUUCUGCAUUUUGCUGUCGCAGAAGCUGACAGCGUUGUGACUUUGCAGCCAUUUAGAGAUAAAUGUGAACCUGUUUUUCUCUUUAGUCUUGAUGGCAAAAUUAUUUCAAAGGUUAAGGGUGCAAACGCACCACUUGUUAAUGAAAAAGUUAUUCAGCUCAUCAACGAGGAAAGGAAAAUUGCAACAGGUGAAAUGGUUCGCCCUCAGUACCAUGAAAUUAUGUUUGCAGACUCAGAUACAGAAGAUGCUGGGGAAGGACAAGAUGAAAAUGCUGAUGAACAAUACACUAUUGCUAUUAUCAAACCAGAUGCUGUGCUUAGUGGAAAAGCUCAAGAAAUUAUAGAAAAAAUUACAAAGGCAGGAUUUAUCGUGGAAGCCAAGGAUAAGAGAAGGCUCACUGAAGAAGAUGUUAGGGACUUCUAUAGUCAAAUGGCAGACCAGCCUGACUUUGAAGAUUUUGUCUCAUUUAUGACAACUGGCAUAAGCUUUAUUCUAGUUAUCUCUCAAGGAAAUAAUCAACAGGCUCACUUUGAAGAACAGGAAUCUGAACUACAGACCCAACUUGAAGAACCAUCUGAAGACCACCCUGAGGUUGAAGAUACGGACACAUCUGCAGAGAUAAAGAAGAAGCAAGACAGUUUAGAAGAUUAUCUGGAAAGACAACAUAUAUCUCAGUUUUGUGAUGUUGAAGAUAAUUCAAUUAAUGUUGAUAAGUUCAUUGACAUCUUCUUCCCUGAUUUUAAAAAAAUGAAAAGCAUGAAAUUGGAAAAGAUACUGGCAUUAAUUAGACCAGACCUCUUUAAAGAAAAUAAAAAGGAUGUUUUGGAAAUUAUUGAAAAUGAAGGCUUUAAAAUUCUGAUGCAAAGACAAAUAGUAUUAUCAGAAGAGGAAGCACAAAUGCUCUGCAAGGAGUAUGAAAAUGAAGACUUUUUUGAGAAUCUUAUAGAGAACAUGACCAGUGGUCCAUCUCUAGCCCUUGUUUUACUAAGAGACAAUGGUUUGAAGCACUGGAAAGACUUACUGGGACCAAAGUUUGUUGAAGAAGCCAGCAAACAUGAUCCAGAGAGUUUAUGUGCACAGUUUGCAAAGGAAAGUUUGCCUAUCAACCAGUUGUAUGGAAGUGGUUCACUGGAAGCUGCUGAAAAGGAAAUACAGCAUUUCUUUCCUCCUCAAAGCACGUUAGCACUGAUUAAACCUCAUGUAUCCUAUGAAAAUAAAGAUGAUAUCUUGAAGAUUAUUAAGGAGGCUGGAUUUGAGGUGACACAUAUGAAGGAAACACUCCUAACUCAGGAGUUAGCAGACUGCAUUUAUAUGAGUAUAAAAACAAAAGACUUUUAUAAAAAUGUAUUGGAAAUGUUAUUUGAAGGCCCAUCUGUGAUCAUGGUCCUGACCAAGUGGAAUGCUAUUUCUGAAUGGAGAAGACUGAUGGGACCCACAGACCCAGAAGAAGCAAGACUACUGUCCCCAGACUCCAUCCGAGCCCGUUUUGGAAUGAGUGUUUUGCACAACGCUGUCCAUGGAGCAUCGAAUGCCUUUAUGGCAGAAGAGAGCAUUAGAAAACUGUUUGGAGAGCUCUGUCCUGAGAAUCCUGAGGAAAACUAAAAGCUUUGAGAAGAUAAUACAUAAAUUCACAUCAACAUGUAAUCAUGUGGCACAGCUUCUUGGGAGGAAGAUUGAGAAGGACAUUCUUUGAAGGGAAACUCAACAGCAUCUCAAGUUAAAAACCUCCAAGUGCAAAACACAUGACUAAGCAUAAUACAAUAAUAAAAAUGUUACCCCCAAACAAAUCCCGUAUGUUCGUUUUUAGCCUAUCUUCCAGAAAGGAGUCGAGAGGGCGUAAAUAAAUGCAUGGGAGAUAACCAUAAAAUAAAUGGGCAGCAACAUGUAAUACAGGGAAUAAGAGAAUAGAAUAGAUAAAUGAAUCCAGGAGUGGGUUAGAUGCAGCAUGCAUACCGCAGGCCCUAAUGCACCAUUUAGAGAUUGAACAAAAAUUUGACUCUGAGCUUUGCAGCAGAAAACUCUGAAAAGGUGACACAUAGAGUUACAUAAUUUGCUAUCUAACUAUAGGACAGUGCAGGCUAUGCACCUAGCUCCCUGAUGGUAAGAUGAUGCAUAUCUCUCCAGGGCUGGGCCAUCCUAAUAAAAGCCAAAGUUGUUUCUUUUUGUGUUUUUUACCCAUCAGGACAUAAUUUUAAUCAUGUUUCCUGCAGUGAUACACUCUUAUGUUAAUAAAACUAGUUGCCAUCAAGUCAAUUCCUACUCAUGGUGACCCUGUGUGUGUCGGAUUAGAACUGUGCUCCAUAGA
Trichechus manatus latirostris (Florida manatee) is the source of this 3323-nucleotide messenger RNA. RefSeq names its product NME/NM23 family member 8 (gene NME8). Lineage: Eukaryota; Metazoa; Chordata; Mammalia; Sirenia; Trichechidae. Bases 836 to 2620 code for a protein of 594 amino acids. The transcript is spliced from 16 exons. The record is from RefSeq and is a predicted model, not a curated record.